AUGUACAAAUCAAAGUUGCAGGAACUCUGCCAGAGAUCGGGCUGGGAGUUGCCCACAUACAAAACCGUCGGAGAUGGCCCCGGUCACAUGCCUUGCUUCAGAGCCGCCGUAGCGGGUAGGUCGAGGGAGUUUUCACGGAGUCAAGUUAUUAAGCCGAAGCUGAUGAUGGAUAUUAACUGGAGUGCGGAAGGCAUGCCUUGCAAUUCGCAAGUUUGUAAUCACCGUGUCUCCGCAAAACCCUCUUUCCAUUUAAGCACAGUCAAACCCCAAUUUCCCCUCAAACAAACGUCACCCCCACUGGAACAACAUAGAGAAAAAUGUACAAAUCAAAGUUGCAGGAACUCUGCCAGAGAUCGGGCUGGGAGUUGCCCACAUACAAAACCGUCGGAGAUGGCCCCGGGGUUGCCGAAGCUGAUGAUGGAUAUUAACUGGAGUGCAGAAGGCGUGCCUUGUAAUUCGCAAGUUUGUAAUCAUCAUGUCUCCGUAAAACCCUCUUUCCAUUUAAGCACAGUCAAACCCCAAUUUCCCCUCAAACAAACGUCACCCCCACUGGAACAACAUAGAGAAAAAUGUAUAAAUCAAAGUUGCAGGAACUCUGCUAGAGAUCGGGCUGGGAGUUGCCCACAUACAAAACCGUCGGAGAUGGCCCCGGGGUUGCCGAAGUUGAUGAUGGAUAUUAACUGGAGUGCAGAAGGCGUGCCUUGCAAUUCGCAAGUUUGUAAUCACCGUGUCUCCACAAAACCCUCUUUCCAUUUAAGCACAGUCAAACCCCAAUUUCCCCUCAAACAAACGUCACCCCCACUGGAACAACAUAGAGAAAAAUGUACAAAUCAAAGUUGCAGGAACUCUGCCAGAGAUCGGGCUGGGAGUUGCCCACAUACAAAACCGUCGGAGAUGGCCCCGUCAAACCCCAAUUUCCCCUCAAACAAACGUCACCCCCACUGGAACAACAUAGAGAAAAAUGUACAAAUCAAAGUUGCAGGAACUCUGCCAGAGAUCGGGCUGGGAGUUGCCCACAUACAAAACCGUCGGAGAUGGCCCCGGUUGGGUAAUGAGGGGUUGCCGAAGCUGAUGAUGGAUAUUAACUGGAGUGCAGAAGGCGUGCCUUGCAAUUCGCAAGUUCGUAAUCACCGUGUCUCCGCAAAACCCUCUUUCCAUUUAAGCACAGUCAAACCCCAAUUUCCCCUCAAACAAACGUCACCCCCACUGGAACAACAUAGAGAAAAAUGUACAAAUCAAAGUUGCAGGAACUCUGCCAGAGAUCGAGCUGGGAGUUGCCCACAUACAAAACCGUCGGAGAUGGCCCCGUCAAACCCCAAUUUCCCCUCAAACAAACGUCACCCCCACUGGAACAACAUAGAGAAAAAUGUACAAAUCAAAGUUGCAGGAACUCUGCCAGAGAUCGGGCUGGGACCGAAGCUGAUGAUGGAUAUUAACUGGAGUGCGGAAGGCGUGCCUUGCAAUUCGCAAGUUUGUAAUCACCGUGUCUCCGCAAAACCCUCUUUCCAUUUAAGCACAGUCAAACCCCAAUUUCCCCUCAAACAAACUUCACCCCCACUGGAACAACAUAGAGAAAAAUGUACAAAUCAAAGUUGCAGGAACUCUGCCAGAGAUCGGGCUGGGAGUUGCCCACAUAAAAAACCGUCGGAGAUGGCCCCGGGGUUGCCGAAGCUGAUGAUGGAUAUUAACUGGAGUGCAGAAGGCGUGCCUUGCAAUUCGCAAGUUUGUAAUCAUCGUGUCUCUGCAAAACCCUCUUUCCAUUUAAGCACAGUCAAACCCCAAUUUCCCCUCAAACAAACGUCACCCCCACUGGAACAACAUAGAGAAAAAUGUACAAAUCAAAGUUGCAGGAACUCUGCCAGAGAUCGGGCUGGGAGUUGCCCACAUACAAAACCGUCGGAGAUGGCCCCGUCAAACCCCAAUUUCCCCUCAAACAAACGUCACCCCCACUGGAACAACAUAGAGAAAAAUGUACAAAUCAAAGUUGCAGGAACUCUGCCAGAGAUCGGGCUGGGACCGAAGCUGAUGAUGGAUAUUAACUGGAGUGCAGAAGGCGUGCCUUGCAAUUCGCAAGUUUGUAAUCCCCGUCUCUCCGCAAAACCCUCUUUCCAUUUAAGCACAGUAAAACCCCAAUUUCCCCUCAAACAAACGUCACCCCCACUGGAACAACAUAGAGAAAAAUGUACAAAUCAAAGUUGCAGGAACUCUGCCAGAGAUCGGGCUGGGAGUUGCCCACAUACAAAACCGUCGGAGAUGGCCCCG
This is a messenger RNA of Striga asiatica, 2262 nucleotides long. Lineage: Eukaryota; Viridiplantae; Streptophyta; Magnoliopsida; Lamiales; Orobanchaceae. The record is from the annotation of a GenBank genome assembly.